GCUGGGGUGGGUCUCAUAGAUUGUAUCAAGUUCCCUCUUGCGGUGCAUGCAUGACAAGAUGCUGGAAUCUUUCCACUUGGCUAGCUAGAUCGGUUUCAGUUGUUGCCUCAGCAGAUAGGGACUAGACGGUCAGUCGAUCAAUUCGAUACGGUUAGUUAUAGAGGCCACACCCCGGCCUUCUUCAGUCUCCGAUCCUCUCUAUAAAACUAACGGAGGUCUCCCAAGUCCCAACGAACUCCAGCCACACUAGCUGGCUCCAGAGAUUCGACAGCACAAAAAUUCCUAGCUGAUCCAGCCAUACGUCUCGCUCGCUCGAUCAAUCGGUUGGUACUUUGUUCGAUCGAGCAGUUGAAUUGAUCGAUGGCAUUGAGAGAGAUCGAGUGGACGUUACCCCCGGGGUUCAGGUUCUACCCCAGCGACGAGGAGCUGGUGUGCCACUACCUCCACAAGAAGGUGGCCAACGAGCGCAUCGCGCAGGGGACGCUCGUCGAAGUCGAUCUCCACGCGCGCGAGCCAUGGGAGCUCCCAGAGGUGGCCAAGCUGACGGCGAGCGAGUGGUACUUCUUCAGCUUUCGGGACCGAAAGUACGCAACGGGGUCGCGCACUAACCGCGCCACCAAGUCUGGCUACUGGAAGGCCACGGGCAAGGACCGCGAGGUGCGCAGCCCCGCCACGCGCGCCGUCGUCGGCAUGAGGAAGACGCUGGUGUUCUACCAGGGGAGGGCCCCCAACGGGAUCAAGUCCGGCUGGGUCAUGCACGAGUUCCGCCUUGACGCCCCGCAUUCUCCACCAAAGGAGGAUUGGGUGCUCUGCAGGGUGUUUCAGAAGACCAAAGGCGACGGCGACGGCCACGACGGCGUCAGCGGUGCCUCCUCCUCGCCCACCUUCGCCGGCUCGUCGCACGCCAUGCCGGAGCAGGGUCACCCUGUGUCAGGCGGCUACUGCUACGGCCCCGGCUUUGUGCCGCAACAGGAGGUUGCCGUGCUGCCACAUUACGGCGGAGCUGCUGUUGAUCACCACAGUGUCCCGCAGGACGGCGCGCUGCCGGGAUUUGGGUUUGGCACGAGGGGAGCUGCUGGAGACCAGUACGGGUUUGGUUACUUCGACGUGGGCGGCUUCAACGACAUGGCGAGCCUUGGAGGAGGCAUGGGGUUCCCACAAGGGUGGAACUGAUGGUGCGUCGCUCACAUGAAGCCCUUCUUCUUUACAGAGACUAUUGCUAUGGGAUUGAUUAAUUCUAUUGAUUGUUUAUAUACAAAUGGGGUUUGAAAGAUAUAUAGAUUAAUUUGGGUUUGGAAAUGAUGUGAGCUGGUGAGAAGAUCAAUCGUGAACGCGAAAUCAGAUGUAAACUAAGUAUUGGGAAAUCCUUCCAUAUGUAAAUUAAUGUAUUACUAAUUGAGUCCCCUAUUGUCGGCGAAAAAUCCGAGUCUCCUGAAUAAAA
Molecule: messenger RNA, 1441 nt
Organism: Phragmites australis (common reed)
Lineage: Eukaryota; Viridiplantae; Streptophyta; Magnoliopsida; Poales; Poaceae
Product: protein CUP-SHAPED COTYLEDON 1-like
Exons: 3
Coding region: 361-1173 (270 amino acids)
Biological process (GO): regulation of DNA-templated transcription
Molecular function (GO): DNA binding
Source: RefSeq, a predicted model, not a curated record